Molecule: messenger RNA, 1436 nt
Organism: Penaeus vannamei (Pacific white shrimp)
Lineage: Eukaryota; Metazoa; Arthropoda; Malacostraca; Decapoda; Penaeidae
Product: venom peptide isomerase heavy chain
Biological process (GO): proteolysis
Molecular function (GO): serine-type endopeptidase activity
Source: RefSeq, a predicted model, not a curated record
AUAUCCUUGCAGAAGUCACACGUGUGCGAGAUCUUCCGUGUUAAAGACGCGUCUCGGCCUAUUACCGUGCAUCUGCUGUUUUGUUUUUAGUAUAUAUAUAUUUAGCACAUUUUGUAAGUGAUACAUUGGACAGAUAAUGGGUAAACACAUGUGGGUGAAGACGCUUCUGCUGUGCUAUUUCAUUCUGAGAUCGUAUGCUCACAUCGGAUGCUGUGAGGACCACUCUCCGCUGUGCAGGGAAUGGGCAGCGCACGGGCUCUGCCAAGCGAAUCAGCUCUUCAUGGCCCAAAACUGUCCCAAAGCAUGUGACAUUUGUAUUGCCGAUAUCGCCGACCGCGACCACCGCUGCUUCUCGUGGGCCACGAACGGCGGCUGCAUCCUGGAACGGGUGCUGCACAGAUGCCCUCACUCGUGCGGACGCUGCGCCACGCCCCAGCGGAAGCUCACGGUUGUGAAGUCAAUCGUCAAGCCCGAUUUUGCAUGCGGCGGCCCCACCUACCAGAUGACAUCGAUGCUCUUCCCGGAUGAGGUAGUCAGUGGCAGGACUAGAGCGCAUCUGCUCGGGGACUCAGGCCCCGUGGGAUCAGAGAUUCUGCUGAACGUGUCUUGCGGGGCGGCGCCCAUCGCGCCCCACUACCUCUUGACUGCCGCCCACUGCGUCCUCAAUACAAAGUACCUCCCGAGCAGCCUUCAUCUCGAGGCGGAUGACCUAACCAAUCCAGAAUCUGCAAAGUACGACAUAGAGGAAAUCACGUACCACCCUGACUAUAAUCCCAACUCCGCCGAGAGGUAUAAUGACAUAGCGAUCAUUAAGACGAUCCAGCCCAUGCGGUUCUCGGAUCGAGUGUACCCGUUCUGCGUGCCGUCCGAGGAAGUCGGCCACAACACCCCGGUCACUGUGCAAGGCUACGGUUUAGUUAAUGAAACAUCAAGUGCCUCGUUCCUGCAAGAGGCCCAGUUGUUCAUCGUGGGCCAGCAAGAGUGCGAAAGGGCGUACGAGAGGGAGGGGAGCCUGUUCCACCUGCAAGUGCGCUACCCGAAGCUCCUGCAGAAUACGGACGUCAUCUGCGCCGCUGCCGACAAGAGGGAUGCCUGCCAGGGAGACUCCGGUGGGCCUUUGUUCGUGCAGGACAGGGAGGGUCGCAGGUUCAUCGUGGGAAUAGUGAGCAGCGGGAAAGAGUGCGGAUCAGUACUUCCCGGAACUUACAUCAGCGUGGCCAAGCACAUCAAUUUCAUAGACUCAGUCUUGUAUAAUUCAAGAAAUUAAGAUCAAUUUAUCACACAUAUAUAUCUGAUUGUUGCUGUUACAAUGCGUGGACUUGCAAUUCCACAUUCGUUUGUCGUUGUUGAUUAAUAGCAUUAAGGACUUAACCACGAAAUACUAACAUUGUGUAAGAAAUUUAACGAAUGAAAGGAUCAAUAAACCUCAAAAAGUG